Echinops telfairi (small Madagascar hedgehog) is the source of this 568-nucleotide messenger RNA. RefSeq names its product ribonuclease K (gene RNASEK). The transcript is spliced from 3 exons. Gene Ontology annotation, molecular function: RNA endonuclease activity. The coding region runs from base 94 to 390 and encodes 98 amino acids. Lineage: Eukaryota; Metazoa; Chordata; Mammalia; Afrosoricida; Tenrecidae. The record is from RefSeq and is a predicted model, not a curated record.
CCUGGUCCGGCUGAAUUCCCCUCUGCGCAUCCCGGGCUUUCGGUCCCCGCUUUCCACAAGGCCCACGUCCAGGCGAUCCCCGGCCCCCUCGUGAUGGCGUCGCUCCUGUGCUGUGGACCCAAGCUGGCCGCGUGUGGCAUCGUCCUCAGUGCCUGGGGAGUGAUCAUGUUGAUAAUGCUCGGGAUCUUUUUCAAUGUCCAUUCCGCGGUCCUGAUUGAGGAUGUCCCCUUCUCGGAGGAAGAUUUUGAGAACGGCCCCCAGAAAAUAUACCACCUCUAUGAGCAAGUGAGCUACAACUGUUUCAUCGCCGCGGGCCUGUACCUCCUCCUAGGAGGGUUCUCUUUCUGCCAAGUCCGGCUCAAUAAGCGCAAGGAAUACAUGGUGCGCUAGAACGACAUACUCGCUGUCUCCGCUCCACUCCUAGAAGACCGCCUCCCCGGAGACCCACCCAUCGGGCACCCUCUGCAGGACUGGGUUUCCCUGGCGACGGACGGACUCCCUAGUUCUCCCCGGUGCCCGGCGCUCUCGCCUCGUCCUGUACCACAAUAAAGAGAAACUGCUCUCUUAA